Molecule: messenger RNA, 3733 nt
Organism: Helicoverpa armigera (cotton bollworm)
Lineage: Eukaryota; Metazoa; Arthropoda; Insecta; Lepidoptera; Noctuidae
Gene: Epp
Product: ecdysteroid-phosphate phosphatase
Exons: 15
Coding region: 57-2189 (710 amino acids)
Molecular function (GO): protein binding
Source: RefSeq, a predicted model, not a curated record
UGUCAGUUUGGUUUGUUGAUGGCAAUUUGUGAUUUAACUUUUCAUGGAUUGUUUUUAUGCAGCGAGUUUGGUGUAAUUUACGAAGUCAUUUGGUAAGAAUGGCUAAUCUUCCGCCGAGAAAAGUGUCCUCUUCUAGUAAAGCAAAACAAGAUGCUUCUCCUCUUCAAAUACUCUUACAAAUGGGAUUUCCCAGACACCGGGCACUGAAGGCACUAUCAGCGACUGGCAAUCGCAGUGUCCAAUUGGCAUCUGAUUGGCUUCUGACUCACGUAAAUGAUGCCCAUAUUGAUGCAGAUGAGCCCAGAGAGUACAUCUUUUACGCUAGCCCCACAGGGCCCCUGCUUAGCCAGCUGCUGGAGUUCUGGGACAAGUCUAAAGAGAUCUCUGGUUGGAAUGGAGCACACAACUUUCCUCCACAUAUUACUCUGGUUUCAUUUUUUAAGGCUCCAGACGAGACUUCGCUCCAACUGGGUAAAGCAGUGAAGCAUGUGGUGGAGAAUGUGGGGGAUCCUCCUAACUGCCCACUAAAGCUGGAGCCCUAUGUGUCACACAACUUCAUGGGCUUGUUCGUCUCAGAGGAACAUGCUGACUACUUGAAAAGAAUCGCAGUGCAGUAUGUUAAACAAGUGUCCUCAGUAUUGGGUGUAAUGGUGGAUACGUAUGAACAUCUGGAUGCACUGGGAACUUGUUUCCCAUGGUGUACCAUGCCUCAAGAGAAGCCUAUCAAAUCAUCGAUAAAUUUGGAAGCUCACGUGAAGUCGCUUCACAUAACUCUGGCAUACCACUUCGAUGUCGCCGCGUUUGAUGAGCUGAAGAACUUGGUGGAUAAUAUGCAACCUGUGGACCAUUCCAGCUGGGAACUGAGGCUUUAUUCCAGGGACCCGCGAUUUGCUAAUCAUCAGGUGUACAAAGUGACUCAAGGUUACGCGCCGAACGCGAGCGAUGAGCUUGAACUGGUGCUCGGCGACUAUAUUUAUAUCGAGGAGAAAGAAUUCGCCAACUCGCCCGACGGAUGGGUGCACGGCACUUCCUGGCUCACAGGAGUCAGUGGUUAUUUGCCGGCCGUGUUUACUCGACGCACUGCCGAGUCCGACGCCUGGACGCUACACCGAGCCAUCUCACUUGGAAACAACAACAGUUCGGAUUGUAAGUCAGAAUCGGAUUCUAAUACAGACGGAGAGAUGACUACUAAUUAUCCUCAUGAGGACGCCACUCAGCUCGGACAUGAGAAGUCUGAGGAAACUUACCAGGAGUGGAACAAGUACUGGACUGCUGUGCAGUUGGAUAAGAGCGAUGGAAUACUGAAUAUAACGCAAGGUAUCCCAAUUGAAUGGAAGUCCAAUGGAAAUAAAGUGGAGGGUGAGGCAGAUGCCAAAUCGUUGAACGAGAAGCAUCGCCGCUGGAUAUUCGCCAUGCGCCACGGAGAGAGAGUAGACUUGACUUACGGACAGUGGGUGCAGCACUGCUUCGACGAAAACGGCACCUAUGUGAGGAAGGACUUGAAUCUGCCGCUCAAGUUGGGUGAAAGGACCGGUGGCAGGGACUCGUACGUGAAAGAUACGCCGCUAACGCGGGUUGGUCGCUUUCAAGCGCAGCUGGUGGGCGAAGGGCUGCGAUUGGCUGGCGUGCCCGUGACGCACGUGUACGCGUCAGCGGCGCUGCGGUGCGUUGAGACCGCGCAUGCCUUGUUAGAAGGGUUGCAAGCAGGUCCGUCGGUGAAAAUCCGCGUGGAUCCGGGGCUGUUCGAGUACAAGAUGUGGCACAUGGCUAAGGGCAUGGCGCCUUUCAUGACGCCCGAGGAACUGCAUAAGGCUGGAUUAAAUGUGGACUUGCAGUACAAGCCAUACGUGGAAGUCGAUAUCAAUACGACUGAAACAUUGGAAGAGUAUUACAAGCGAGGAGAGAAGGUUGUGCAAUCCGCUGUCAGGGAUACCGAAAAAGACGGUGGCAACAUAAUAUUCGUCGGGCACGCAGCGACACUGGACAUGACAGCCAUUGCUCUGAAACGCCUCUACGAGAACAAGACGGAGUACCCUCCGUACCAAAUCCACGGCAACCUGCUGAGAGUGCCAUACUGUGCCCUCGGGGCCAUGAGGGACAACCCCUUCCAAGUUGUCUGCCCCCCCUGCCCUCCUUCAAUCAACUCCAGCUCAGGACGCUUCGACUGGAGAAUGCUCCAAGACCUAUGAAGCAACACUCAAUAGUACGAAUAAAAUAUUUCUUGUGAUAUACGUGUAAUCAAUCGAUGUUAUUGUGAUUUAGGAAUUGCAUUUUUUUUUCUUUUGUAAGUUUGCUCUGGAAAACGUUUUGGUAUAGGUUGGUAAUUGAAACCACCCUUUGUUAUUCUUUACUUGCUUCCGCACGCGUUUUCACCUGCGUCCCUAGGGAAUUAUUCCCAAUAAAUGGAUAAAAAGUAGCAGUAGCAAUAAUUAAAUCCAUUCAGUAGUUUUUGCGUGAAAAAACAAAGUCGCAUCAAUUCUUACAAAAUUUCACGUUUAUAUUAUGCUCCCUUUUCGUCUCAAAGUAUCUAAAAUAACCUUCCAUUUUUGAUCUUUUGGUUCAAACGGUAGCGAAGGCGUCUUCCAUGAGCAACAUUUAGGUUGUAGAUUAUGCUUACGGGAAUUUCUCAUACUACAAUUUUCCGUAUCGAUAAACGACAAUGCUGAUGUGUAGUCUCUUUCCAUAUUUGUCUCGAAUUAUAAUUAUCGUGCUAUUUAUCGAUAACCUGUUUAUUGUUUAAACAAUAUACAACCUUUUUUCAAUGACAUAAAGUUGACAUGGAAAGUUUUUCUCAGUGUGCAUCCCGUAGGCAUAUUUUUAAUGUUUAUUUUUUUAAUUAGAUAAUCGAAUUUUCAUAUUUGAUACGUUCAUUUUUCAAAUGUUUUUUCAUACUAUAUAAGAAUAAUUAUUUUUUGUCUAUUUACCUUAGCUUGCUUUUAUCAUUCCUGGUGACUAUAAAACAACUAUUAAAGUAUUUAGAAGUGUAUUUUAAGAUAAUAUUACAUUUGUAACGUAAGUAAACAUGAUUCCUCUUAACACUAAAUAACUAAGGACCUGCUUUCAAAGGAAUGUUUCUAUUUUUGUGUCUAAUACACUACUCAGUGGUAUUUUAAUAUUUUAUGAAUGUUACACACUGAACAUAAUUGAUUGUAAUUUUAUUAAGAUCAACAUUGCUUAUGUGCACCAUAGUUGCUAUAAUAUUAAUUUAUCGAUAAGUACACUAUUUCGUUUCAGAAGGUUGUGUCUUUGUAAUAUUGCUAACAUGUUGCCUGCGUAUGAUAAGUCUCAAUUUGGUCAAACAGUUUAAUCUAAUCUGUGAUUAGUAAAAGAAUGCUACUUUUAGCAGGAAACAUGUUAGCUAAAUAUUAUUUAAAACCGACAAAACUUUCAAAGAUAGUAUUUUUUGCUUGUUUUGUUCUAGUCUUAAAAUCAUUGUUGUUGUCCACGGCUAACCACGCUCCCUGUAUCUAAUCAAAUACUAGACAAAUGGCAUAUCUAGUGUAAUGUGAGAGUACGGGUACACUGUCCCCGUAGCCUACGCUAGCUGAUGUACAUACGUUGUAUAAUCUGUGUACUUAUGUACUUCGUCGGUACCUGUGUAUUUUAGUGAACUGUUUACUUUGUAUGCCUUAUUAGACUGAUUAGAUAUAUGUUCAUUACACUCGUAUUAAUGUUGAUUAUAUUUGUACCUGUAUCAAAUUGGGUAAAAUAAAAACGUCUUUAUAAAUCGUAA